AUUUCAGCUACAGAUCAGAAAUAAAUAAAUAAAUACUCAAAAAUCAGAAAAAAAAUAAAUAAAUAAAUAAAUGGCAGAAAAUGUUGAAUCGAAGGAAAAUCAAAAUGGCAGGCACCAAGAAGUUGGGCACAAGAGCCUUCUCCAAAGUGAUGCCCUUUACCAGUAUAUCCUUGAAACAAGUGUGUACCCGAAAGAGCCGGAGCCAAUGAAAGAGCUCAGAGAAAUUACUGCCAAUCACCCAUGGAAUAUUAUGACUACAUCUGCUGAUGAAGGGCAGUUCUUGAGCAUGCUAUUGAAAUUAAUAAAUGCAAAAAACACAAUGGAAAUUGGUGUGUACACAGGCUAUUCUCUAUUGGCUACAGCCCUAGCACUUCCUCAUGAUGGAAAGAUAUUGGCUAUGGAUAUAAAUAGGGAGAAUUAUGAGUUGGGUUUGCCGGUGAUUAAGAAAGCUGGUGUUGAACACAAGAUUGAUUUCAGAGAAGGUCCUGCUUUACCUGUUCUUGAUGAAAUGAUUCAAGAUGGAAAAUAUCAUGGAACAUUUGACUUCAUAUUUGUGGAUGCUGACAAGGACAACUACAUCAACUAUCACAAGAGGCUAAUCGAUCUUGUUAAGAUUGGUGGUGUGAUCGGCUAUGACAACACCCUAUGGAACGGUUCCGUGGUCGCCCCACCAGAUGCACCGUUGAGGAAGUACGUUAGGUACUACAGGGACUUCGUGCUGGAGCUCAACAAGGCACUUGCAGCUGAUCCGAGGAUCGAGAUUUGCCAGCUUCCGGUCGGUGAUGGGAUUACCCUGUGCCGCCGCCUCACCUGAUUAUUAUCACCCGCUUGGCCAUUGUUUUUCGAAAAAAUGAACUUGCCUAUUGCUUUGUUGUUGUUUGUGUUUUUAUUAGUGUUGUGGUUUGUAUUUGUUGUCUUGGAUAAAGACUAUAAUUUGGAUGAUGAGUAAAUGACGAAUCCAAUUAAGUGCUUCAAAUUUGAUUUUUUUUAAAUAA
Messenger RNA from Erythranthe guttata (spotted monkey flower), 995 nucleotides. Its product is annotated as caffeoyl-CoA O-methyltransferase 1. NCBI's taxonomy places the organism in Eukaryota, Viridiplantae, Streptophyta, Magnoliopsida, Lamiales, Phrymaceae. The record is from RefSeq and is a predicted model, not a curated record. Gene Ontology annotation, molecular function: O-methyltransferase activity; S-adenosylmethionine-dependent methyltransferase activity.